Molecule: messenger RNA, 609 nt
Organism: Entrophospora candida
Lineage: Eukaryota; Fungi; Glomeromycota; Glomeromycetes; Entrophosporales; Entrophosporaceae
Source: the annotation of a GenBank genome assembly
AUGCCAAGUAUGCUGCCAAAAAGGACGGAAAGAAGAAGAAUCCAACAAAAAGAUAAGCAACAACACAGUGCAAAUACUAAGAAAUAUGACUCCAUGACUAACUCUCCAUUAUCGUCAUCUUCUAUUGAGCAUAAAGGCUAUCAAAACAAUUGUGAGAAAUGCAAAGAAAUAUCAAUUCCGGAAGAUGAAUCUUUCAAUGAAGACAUUGUAGCCGCUAGUAGCUCUUAUAAUGAUAUAGACAACAUUGACACUAAUACAACCACAUUUGAUAACACAGAGAACAACAUUGACACUAAUACAACCACAUUCAAUAAUACAGAGAACAACAUUGACACUAAUACAACCACAUUUGAUAAUACAGAGAACAACAUUGACACUAAUACAACCACAUUUGAUAACACAGAGAACAACAUUGGUGAAAGGAGAAGAACUAAACGUCACUAUAGGGAAGCUAUUAAAGGAAUAACUAAGCCAGCCAUCAGGAGACUUGCACAUGGGGGGGUGAAAUGUAUUUCAGAACUAAUUUAUGAAGACUCUUGUAAUAUAUUGAAAAAAUUCCUCAAAACUGUGAUUAAAGACGUGGUUGUGUAUACAGAACACGCAAAUUGA